Molecule: messenger RNA, 2046 nt
Organism: Hydractinia symbiolongicarpus
Lineage: Eukaryota; Metazoa; Cnidaria; Hydrozoa; Anthoathecata; Hydractiniidae
Exons: 16
Coding region: 66-1556 (496 amino acids)
Biological process (GO): transmembrane transport
Molecular function (GO): transmembrane transporter activity
Source: RefSeq, a predicted model, not a curated record
CACACGCAAGUGUGUUAACUAACUUUAGACAAAAAAUUUUUUUUAGCUAGAAACCAUCUAAGAAUAUGAAGAAGUCACUAAAAGCUUUAGUGUAUGGAGAAAAUGUGACGCCCUUACCAGCUUUUAAAGUGUUUUCAUUGUUUUUGCUUUUUGUGUUCAAUUCAAUGGUGAUAUCCUGCCAGUUUGCUUAUCUACCGCAACUUAUCAAGUCUUUCGGAGUUUCAGAGGUUGAGACAGGAGAAAAAGUUGGAAUUAUCGUCUCUAGCUAUUACAUUGCUCGAAUAUUCGCCAGUUUACUAUGGGGAAAUAUGAGCGAUCGAUUUCCUAAAAAAUAUGUCUUGAUACUGUCUUCACUUGGAUCAGCAUUGGCCAGCAUUGCAUUUGGUUUCACAGAAACUUUCACAUGGGCUGUUGCUGCAAAAUUCUUUACUGGUUGCUGUGCUGGAAUAGCUGUCGUGGGCAAAGCUAUUUUGGUUGACAUAUGUGAUGAUACGAACAUGCCUCUUGGAAUGACAGUAAUCAUGUCCUCGUUUUCCACCGGAUUAGUUACAGGGCCCGCUUUAGGAGGUUAUUUAGCUUUUCCUGCAGAACAAUAUUCUAAUGUUUUUAGUAAAGAAUCUUUAUUUGGGCGUUACACCAUAUUACUUCCAAACUUUAUAUUGGCUAUUGGAUUGUUUAUUUCUACUGGAAUAUUCAUAUUGGCUUUUCGAAAGAAUUCCCGAAUCCCAGACGGAUUGAUAGAAGAAGAGCCUUUACAGCAACAUAACAGUAAAUAUGGAGCGACACAAGUAGCUGAAACUAUAUAUUCUCCUAAGGUUACCACCAAUCGUCUAAUAACACGAUCUUCUCAGUGGAAAAGAUUUAAAAAUUGGAUGUUAAAUACAACAUUAUGCAGACUACUUCGGAUAAAAAGUUGUGUUAUGAGUUGUGCCUUAACAGCAAUAUAUUACAUGCUGGCUGUGGCGUAUGAAGACAUCUAUCCAGUGUUAGCUGCGACUACAAAGAAAUACAAUGGUUAUGGAUUCAAUACAAAGGAUAUUGGUCUAUCACUUCUGAUAGUAUCAUGUUUGAUGAUAGCCAUACAAGUACCCUUGCUAGGAAAAUUAACAAGCAAAUAUGGUCCAAGGAAAGUUUUUAUCUUUUCUUCACUUGCAUUGGUAUUUUGUUGUCCAAUCAAUGUAUCAAUAACAUCUAUUCAAAACAAAAACCUAUUUUGGACAUGUGUCAUCAUUAUUUCAUUACUGACUCGCCUUGCACUUGAAGGAGGAUUCGUCACUGUAAAUGUGUUUGUGAAUAACUCUGUAACAUCCGACCUUGUUGGAUCAGCAAAUGGACUGUGCAUGUCUCUGACGUGCUUAACAAGGAGCGUGGCGCCUACAUUAAUCGGUAGUGUAUUCUCAUGGUCGCUGGAAAACAUCAAAAAUGUGGAAGAGAAUAAAAAUCCACUAGGCUUUCCAUUUAAUCAAUAUUUUACCUUCUACAUUCUUUCUUUUUUUAGUAUUUUUAACGCUUUCUUUGUAACCCUGUUAUCGGGAAAAAUAGAUGAGAAACAAUAAAAAAGUUAUUUUUCAGUUACUUUCGGUCCGAGUUCAAUUAAGGCCAAGUUAUGAUAAAAGACAAACCUAACCAUGCAUUUUGUAACACAGAGUUAAUUUUUAUGUGUAGUUUCGUCGCAAUUUUGAUUGUAAUACAUAUCGACCUUUGUAGUAAUAUCGACGCAAUUGGUGAUAAAACAAUUGCCAGAAUUUGUCACUAUUUGUAACAAUCUCUGUCGCAGUUUUUAACAGCCUCUGUUUUUAUUUGUAACAUCCUCAGUCCAAAAUUUGUAGCAACCUUUGUCCGUAUUUGCAACAAACUCUGUUUCAAUUUGCGACAACCCCUGCCGCAAUUUGUAACAACUUCCAUCCCAAUUUGUAACAACUUCGCCGCAUUUUGUAACAUUCGAUCUCGAAACUUGUAACAAUUCAUAUCGUAAUUUGUAACGAUUCAUCUCGCAAUUUGUACAAUUUAUAUCGUAAUUUCCGAUAACCCCUGUCGCAAUGUGUA